GUAUCUCUCCCGGACAGCUCCAGGUUUUUUCCAGGAGGGAAAAGGCGCUCGGAUGUGCGCCGCGGCUCUCUCUCUCUCUCCCUCCCCUACUUCCACCGGAGGAAAUUAUUCAGCAAGAUCUGAAGGAGGUGCGACCUGAAAUGACUGGUUGAUCGUCCCUCCGCCUCUAAAACCUCGGAACCCCGGCGGAUUUCAGAGCAUGAGCGGAUGAAACGAGAAGUUAAAGGAGUGUCGAUGGAUAAACGUCGAACGGAUGAGAGGAACCGUCUGGUGCUGUCGGUGAAGUAAAGUCAUCCAGGGGAGCGCAGGCGGGCUGCUUGGUCAGGACUGCGCCUGCCUUACGUAACUGAGCUUUGUGGAGAGACUGGCAGCGAAACCGCUGGUGCUGGAGCUGUGAAAUCACACCGAGGAAAACGCAGGUGAAGAGAGAGUCCCAAGUUUCAGCAUGAUCAGCGAGGACGCCGCCUCCCAUCGCCAGUGAGCACAUUGAGAUGAACGAGGGCCACAGGCAGGGAGGAGGGGCUGUCACCGUGGAGGCCGAUGCCAUCCUCCACACAGUGAACCCUGACCUUGUCUCGCUUACCGACAAAAACAGGAAUCUAUGUCCAGGUUUUGUGCAGGGGUUCCUGCAGGAUGACCCGGGUUUCAACCCUCUUCCAGCGUUCGAGAAGGAAUACCUGCUGGACGGAACACUGAUGGAGAACAACCACAUGGAUCAUCAGAAAGGCAACAGCUCGUACAUCUCGAGAGAUGACCAUGUUUGUAGUGAUAAGGGAAGCCCCGGCGACCCUCCUCACCCCGCCGUGUCCAAUCACAUGCAACAAAAUUGUGCAAGCAGCGAAAUCCACAAUGGCGCCAGAGCUAAAGUGUCUUACAGUGCAGAUUCCUCCAUAUGCUUGCCUAGCCAAGUCAAACAGGAUACUGAUCGGUCGGUUCUAAAAUCAAACCUCGAGCGCAGGGACAGCAGCCAGGAAGCUGAAAACACACGUUCCAAACAAGAGCCUGAUUUAGUCAUCGAAGUAGGCGGGCAGACGAUCAACGCUCACAAGUCUGUCCUGGCAGAGAAGAGCGACUACUUCAAGGCACGGCUGUCGCGCAACAUCCUCAAAGUGAAGGGCAUGAGCUACAAGACUUUGUCCACGCUGAUAGACUAUGUUUACACCUCUCAGAUCAAAGUUAGCAAAGACAAUGUUGUCGAUGUCAUCACGGGGGCUAAAAUCCUGCAGAUCCCCUGUGCCGUCCAGGCAGCCAUGGACUCCAUGUCCGAACAGAUCACCGCUGAGAACUGCUACGAGAUUUUGACCAUCGCCAAAAAGCAGCGACUGAGCGAACUGAAGGAGACCGCCUACGGAUUCAUGAGCGACAACUUCCUCCAGGUCCUCAAAGACCCGGCUGUGUACGGGCGUCUGACUGGAUCUGAGAGGGAUCUGAUCCUGAAGAAGAGACUGGAGGGCAGGAAGACUCUGAUGGUUGCAGAGAUCAAUGAUGUGUUUGAUCGAGUCGGGAGCCGACCACCGAGUCGCUGCGGCAGCCGUCCGCAGAGCCCCUUGUCGGUGGGGUCUCUGGAAGAAAACCAUAUGAUUUACUCCUUCAGUGAAGCAGCAAAUGACUGGAGACCUUUGACUGCGAUGCCUGAGGACAUAAACACUAAAGGGUGCGGGAUCUGCACCAUGUAUAACUACCUGUUUGUGGCAGGAGGAAUUAAGGGCUACGGGGACAAGGGCAAAGUUUCAGACAAGGUGUUCUGUUACAACCCCAUAACCAACCGCUGGGCCGAGGUCCGACCUCUAAUCCAGGCACGUGCCCAGCUGAAGCUUGUGUCUAUGGAUGGCUACCUGUACGCCAUUGGAGGGGAAUGUUUGUUUACAGUGGAAAAAUAUGACCCUCGAAUGGACCGCUGGACAACAAUAGCCCCUUUGCCCAAGGGAGCCUUCGCAGUGGCCCACGAAGCCACCACCUGCAGCGGAGAACUUUACGUCUCAGGAGGCUCCCUUUUCUACCGUCUCCUUAAGUACGACCCCAAGAGGGACGAGUGGCAGGAGUGCCCCUACAACAACAGCAGGAAGAAGUCCACGGACAUGGUGGCGUUGAAAGGCUUCAUCUACCGCUUCGACGUCAACCGCGAGCAGGGAAUCACCGUCUUCAAGUACAACACCAUAGUGAAAAUGUGGCACGACUGCGCAUCGCAGAGGCUUGGAAGUCAUUUACCCUUCAGGUGUGCCGUUAUCGGAAACUGCAUCUACUGUGUGAACAAAAGCCAGACUCUUCAGUUUGUAGUGGAGGAGGAGAACUCCUACUUUGUCGAGGAGACGCUGAGGGCACCUCUGGAGGCGAAAGGCGUUCUUUUUCCUUUUGUUCUCACUUUGCGCGAAAAGCCUGAAAAACUUACAUAGAGCGCGAUUCCAGAAUAACACGUAAUAAAUGUCACAGCAAAAACUGCAAUAAGCAGAAGCCCUUACGUACACUCUUCAAUGUCAGCUUUCUAUCUCAAUGUCUCAUUGCCUGCUUGCAAUGGAAUGUGUGUAUUUGCAUGGCAGUUUAAUGCAUCUACAGGGUUAAGCCUUAACAGGAUUUUGUAAUGUUGAAUGAAUGCAACGAUACUUGUAUGUGACUGUAGAUAAUGACAUGAUGAAAGUGAUUAUUCUGUGUGUUCAGUUCUGUUUGGUGCACUUUUGUAGUUAGAAUAGAUAUUAUUUAGGACAUAUUAACUAGCUGACUGGUGACUUUGGUAACAAAAACAAAGUGUUUUGUUGAAAAUCGUAUUUAAAGACUUGGAAGCAGUGACGGUGUGCUUUAUGAACGAUGCAACACAGGUUCUAUGCAAACGAUUCAGAACGUACAGGCGGAGCUGCUGUGAUGUCGUGCUGUUUUGUAGUGACGAUGACUGGAAGGAGUACAGUGUUUCACAAACCAUAGUCUGCACUGCCUUUGGUUCACCCUCUGAAACAAGGUCACAUGAUGAUCUGCAAAAAACAAGCCAUCGUAUCCGUCCUCUGAAACACACAAAUAUUCCCCUCGGGGGCAAUUAGGGAGCUUGUUGUACCUUUAUUGCUUCAGGGGACCUCUUCAGUCAAGCUAAAGCUUUACAUUAUUGCAUUACAAAUCAGACGUUGUAGUAAAAGUAUAUAAAUCACGUAUAUUUUUCGAUUCAGAACAUGCUAUUUUGCUUAUAGUGCACUCUCGGGUGUAACAGUUCCUACAGUAAGUACAUUCGCCAAAGAUUCAGUCGGGCUCCAUUAAAAUGAUCAAAACUGACAUUAUUUGUGGAAUAAGUUCAUUUCACUCAUGUGACCACAAGGAAAACCUAAAGCAAUAGUUAUUUUUGUACAAGAAAGGGUCUCAUGUUUGCUGCUUGCGGGCAAUUUUUUGGAAAGUUUUGGUAAAAGCUGCUGCUCUGGUCUGUAUUUCCCCCGUUUGUGUUUCAUACCAUAGAUCACCUGCUACCAGCUUACUUCUCUGGUAAAGGUGUUCAGGUCAAAUCAAAUACUACAGAGCACCGAUCAGUCCAAUCUUACGACACUAAUAAGCCAUGUUCUUCUCGCGUCAGUGCACAUUAAUACGAAUUUUACUCUAAAUUUCCUUCUUUUAGUCAUUUGACAGUAUUUGUUUGCUGCUGCGGUAACACAGUGGGAGUUUUGUACGGAAGCUAAAGCUGAUAUAUUCUUGGAACAAACCGCUUUUGAUAACGUUUGUAGAAGUGUCUCCGAGCGGUCGAUGUGACUCAGACAAACUGGAUGUGGUUUUGAUAUUUUCGCUGGCUGGCAUCUGUAUUUUUGUGAAUUUUUUCGUACGGAUUUUUUGGAUCUGCUGCUGUGAUGGACGGUGAAGUGAUGCAAUGCAAGGCGACGGCUUCCUGUUCGUGGUAUUCAUGGAGUGGGCUAGCAAAUAAGCUGUUGGAUAAUGUAUAUCAGUCAAAAUCUAAGUGCUUCAAAUAAAAUAUUUUGUGUCUGAAAAGGA
This is a messenger RNA of Stegastes partitus (bicolor damselfish), 3957 nucleotides long. RefSeq names its product kelch repeat and BTB (POZ) domain containing 11 (gene kbtbd11). Gene Ontology annotation, molecular function: protein binding. The transcript is spliced from 2 exons. The coding region runs from base 492 to 2393 and encodes 633 amino acids. The record is from RefSeq and is a predicted model, not a curated record. NCBI's taxonomy places the organism in Eukaryota, Metazoa, Chordata, Actinopteri, Pomacentridae.